CCCAUUGGCAACUAUCCUCUUUGUGUCUCUGUGUGGAAGGGGGAGAUUUAGUUCACUUUUAUUUAUGGUCUGAAGUUAACCCACUGUAUAACUUAAUUGAAUUCCGGGAGAGCCUUUGGUUCAACCCUUUGAUCCUGUUCGAAGAAUUGUUAACCCGUUUGAAAGAAAUGACAGAACUAUUCAGUGAAUCUGGUCAGAGACAAUUAUCACAAAUGUUCUAUGCAGUACUCUUCUUUCAUGUUUCUGAAUACCUUUUAGCAAUGGCUUGUCACGGGAAGUCCAAAGUGACUAUCGAGUCUCUUUUGAUCACUAGAGACUAUGUCUUUGCAAUGAUCUUCGCGGUGCUAGAAUAUCUGGUUGAACUGUAUUUUUUCCCCACGUUGAAGGAUAAUUGGACUAUUAGCAACUUGGGACUUACGAUGGUGGUUCUUGGCGAAACUACAAGGAAGCUCGCUAUUCUUACUGCUGGACGGGCUUUUACUCAUUUCGUUCAGAGAUAUCACGAGGAUGAUCAUCAGUUGAUUACUUAUGGUGUUUAUGGCAUAGUCCGUCAUCCGGGGUACACUGGUUUCUUGAUCUGGUCUGUAGGCACUCAGGUAAUGCUUUGUAACCCUAUCUCAACCGUUGCAUUCGCAGUAAUCGUUUGGGACUUCUUCCACGCAAGAAUCCCGUACGAGGAGUUUUUCUUGAAACAGUUUUUUGGGUCGCAACAUGAGGCCUAUGCUCAACGGGUACCUUCUGGGAUUCCUUUUGUUAAGUGAUAAUACACUUGUAAAAGUCUAACCUUUCUAGACAACCCUCUAGGUUUGCUUGUGUCCAUUUCCGGCAAGCAGAUAUGUGUUGCCAUAUAAGAGC
Cynara cardunculus var. scolymus (artichoke) is the source of this 855-nucleotide messenger RNA. Its product is annotated as protein-S-isoprenylcysteine O-methyltransferase B-like. NCBI's taxonomy places the organism in Eukaryota, Viridiplantae, Streptophyta, Magnoliopsida, Asterales, Asteraceae. Gene Ontology annotation, molecular function: protein C-terminal S-isoprenylcysteine carboxyl O-methyltransferase activity. Gene Ontology annotation, biological process: C-terminal protein methylation. Gene Ontology annotation, cellular component: endoplasmic reticulum; membrane. The transcript is spliced from 2 exons. The record is from RefSeq and is a predicted model, not a curated record. Bases 168 to 761 code for a protein of 197 amino acids.